Molecule: messenger RNA, 1183 nt
Organism: Pieris brassicae (large cabbage white)
Lineage: Eukaryota; Metazoa; Arthropoda; Insecta; Lepidoptera; Pieridae
Gene: CAH9
Product: carbonic anhydrase 7
Exons: 5
Coding region: 70-1026 (318 amino acids)
Cellular component (GO): cytoplasm
Molecular function (GO): zinc ion binding; carbonate dehydratase activity
Source: RefSeq, a predicted model, not a curated record
AGCCGCUGGCUGUAAGAAAGGAAGCAUCAAGUGUCCAUACAUUCAAUACUAAUCUAAUAAUUAUUUAAAAUGAAUAACAUCGUAUUAUCAGUUGCGCUUUUGGCACUUCAGGUGUCUAUGGUCCUGGGUUGGGGGUACCGCGCCUCUGACCAACGUCGUUGGGCCGUACUCCAUCCAGCAUGUGGAGGUCGCCAACAAUCGCCUAUCGCUAUAUCAGCUCGUCAGGCAAUCCCUAUUUCGAUCCCCGCUAUGGAAUUAAUUGGAUACCAGAAUCCCCUGCCUGGUCCCUUGACUACUACUAACAAUGGUCAUUCCGUCGCUCUAGCCAUCCCGAAAUAUUCAUCCGAAGAGGAAAAGAAAGGUUUUCGCCUUCCGUACAUUUUCGGGGGUCCCCUUGACAACGAAUAUGAAAUUGAGGGUCUUCAUUUCCACUGGGGUGACAAGAACAACCGUGGUUCGGAACAUACACUCAAUGAUAUGCGUCUGCCUUUGGAAAUGCACAUUAUUCACAGAAACAAGAAAUACAGAAGUCUCGCGGAAGCUCUUCAGCACCCAGACGGUCUUUGCGUUCUUGCUUUCUUCUACCAGGUCGUGGAAUUUGACGCUAAACUUUUAACUCCCAUCGUCAAGAACUUAUCUUCUAUCGAGAACUACAACACUAGUAUGCAACUUCCACACACUUUCUCGCUCUCUUCUAUACUUUCUGGACUUGACACUGAACGUUUCUACACAUACAAAGGAUCCCUUACCACCCCACCCUGCGCUGAAGCCGUCACAUGGGUUGUAUUCUCCGACUACCUGCCGAUUUCUGUAUUCCAGAUGGACAACUUCCGUGGCCUGCUCUCCAACCUGAACUUGCCCCUUGUUGACAACUUCAGACAACUGCAACCACUAUUUGGACGUCGUAUCUUUGUUCGUAUUACUUCAAAGAACCCUAAAUUCAAGAAGACCAAGCUCCACUACUCAAAGUGGGACUGGGUUGGCCACAAGAAAGCAGAAAAUGACGUCAACGAAUUCGAUGAUUAAUUUAGCCUAUUCUUUGACAAAUCUUUAAAAUAAUUAACCCACCACCGCUCCUCGUUUUUACGGGUACUCACGAUUAUAUAUACUUCUAUGUUAUGUGAUUAAUGGUUGUGUGCACUGUGUCAUAUUAUAUAUGUGCAAUCAGUAUUAUUAAGUUAAU